GUAACACUGCUAUUGAUACCGUUCCUCCCUUGAGAGGUUUAGCGCUUUCCCCCGCAUCGUUUCGGUCCUCGUAGUCUAAGAAGGAGUCCGGGAGCCUUAGAGUCAACACGGUUUCUUAAGCUUUUCAGGGGAGCAGCGGGGAGGGGGAGGUAGAGAAGGAAUUGAAGACCUCUUUAAAAUCUCUUCAGAACGAUGUUCUCCAUACACAAAAUAGGGUGUAUGUAACUGACUUCGCUCCAUGGACCUGCCCUAAUUACAAACCGCUAUUCUACACUUACCCCAGAAGUGCCUGCCCAUAGCUACAAUUCACUAGGCUUAAGGCCAGCUGUACCCCUGCCAGAUUCUGGGCCACGCCUUGGGGCAGCUCAUGGGGAAUUUCAGAUCCUGACCCUCACAAUAGUUGAUCAUGUCUGUUGAACACACAGCCAGCCCUCCUUCGGAUAAUCUGAAGUCCGUGUGCCUUGACCAUCUGGAAGAGAGGAGAGUGCGGAAGUGGGAAGGACAUUCCCCAAGAAGGGCCAGACGUGUGUGGUGCACUACACAGGAAUGCUUCAAAAUGGCAAGAAAUUCGAUUCAUCCAGAGACAGAAACAAGCCUUUCAAGUUCAGAAUUGGCAAACAGGAAGUCAUCAAGGGUUUUGAAGAGGGGGCAGCCCAGAUGAGCUUGGGGCAGAGGGCGAAGCUGACCUGCACUCCCGAUGUGGCAUAUGGAGCCACAGGCCACCCCGGUGUCAUCCCUCCCAAUGCCACCCUCAUCUUUGACGUGGAGCUGCUCAACCUAGAGUGAAGGCAGGAAGGAACUGAAGGUGGCUGGAGAUGGCUGCUGCUCACCCUCCUAGCCUGCUCGGCCACUGGGACGGCUCCUCCUGCUUGGGGCUCUUGAUCAGUGCGCUAACCUCACUGCCCCAUGGCAUUAUCCAUUCUCUCUGCCCAAGUUGCUCUGUGUUCCGUCACUGUUCACGCUAAUCUUUGCUUGAGGAAACUUUGGUUGCAGAUUGAAAUGUUUCAGGUUGUGCAUUUUGCGUGGUGCAUGUAGUAGCCAUUCCUGAUCACAGAACAGAUUUCUUGUUCGCACAAUCUACACUGCCUUACUUUUACUUAAGCCAGACACACAAGGUGCUCAGACAUGAAAUGUACGUGCUGUACACAGAGGGACUUGAGCCAGUUACCUUUGCUGUCACUUUCUCUCUUGGAAGUUCUGCUCACUUAAACAAUGUCCUCUUUGGAAAUGGUAUCUAAAAUAAAGGCUCUGUGCUUGACAAA
Molecule: messenger RNA, 1262 nt
Organism: Odocoileus virginianus texanus
Lineage: Eukaryota; Metazoa; Chordata; Mammalia; Artiodactyla; Cervidae
Source: RefSeq, a predicted model, not a curated record